Cuscuta europaea is the source of this 1338-nucleotide messenger RNA. Lineage: Eukaryota; Viridiplantae; Streptophyta; Magnoliopsida; Solanales; Convolvulaceae. The record is from the annotation of a GenBank genome assembly.
CCGUAAACCACCCAAGUUAAUAUAUCGAUGCAAAAUGCACACGUCUUUGAUCUUUCCCCUGGUCUCAAACUGGAGACAGUGGUGAAGCAAUCGGAGCGCCGGGAGCGGGGGAAUCCAUGGAUGGGACUAGCAGCAAUUCUAGCACGAAGUCCUCAACACUCCGCUGGCAAAUCCUUCGCCGCGCGCUUCUUCGUCGUCCUGCAUCCGGCCCAGGUUCAUUCAAUCAUCUAGACAGACUUGUAUGUACCCCUAUCUCGCGUAUCAUCCAUAAUAUGUGCUGUGCGUAACUGAGUUCUUCACAGAUAACCAAUCCGACAUGGCCAUUGAACAAAUAUCAAGAAAGGCGACUCGUGGUUUCAAUUUGAUACCCUGCAGUUUAGUGGAAAAUUGUUCACAAGAAAUUUCUGAUUCUCUCUUACGAAAAGACGCAUUGCGCAGCUCUGCUCUUCUCUGUUACACAUUGCCCCUUCCCAAAUCUCCCCAACUUACUCUGCACCAGAGAGUGAAUGGUAUUGUGGAUCUCAGUGACUUUGAGGUCAAUGGCCGUCUGAGGAUGUCCUUGCCUACUACUGCUUGUUACAUGCUGACAUGUUCAGGGAUAAAAGAGUCAUUGAAGUUGGAGCAGGAUAUGGCAUAGCUGGCUUGGUUGUUGCGGUAGCCACAGAUGCACUAGAAGUGGCAAUCACUGAUGGGAAUCCUCAAGUUGUUGAUUAUAUACAGCGUAAUGUAAGCACCAAUUCAGGCAUGUUUGGCGGUACAGCGGUUAAGUCAAUGAUUCUACAUUGGGGUCAGGAAAAUGUACCGGAUAUCUCCAAUACCUUUGAUUUCAUUAUUGCAAGUGACUGCACUUUCUUUAAGGAAUUCCAUGAAGCUCUGGCUGAAACCAUAAAAUCAUUGCUAAAGAAAGACAGUCCCUCAGAAGCUCUACUUUUUUGCCCGAAAAGAGGUGAUUCAUUGGACAAGUUUCUCGGGAAAGUUAUAGGCAGUGGAUUGAAUUUCACCAUAGAAAACAAUUAUGACGCUGAAAUUUGGAGGCGUCACCAGAGAUUCCUAUAUGGUGAUGAAUCCUGGCCGAAUUAUGAGAUGGAUCACUGCUAUCCUUUGCUGCUUAGAAUAAGAUGGUGAAAGGUCCAACUCAUGGAGGGAGGAAAUCGGGUAGAUUUUUUUUAUUCCUCACAUUUUCAUUCUUAAUACUAAUUCGCUCAUAAUUGAGCAAGCUUUGUAUUUUUAAAAGGAUCAAAUAAGUCUUAUUUUGAGAAUAAAACAAGCUUUGUAUUCUUAAUACUCAUAGUUGUGCACUUUGUCUAGAGUUAUAUUUGAAGCAAUUUCUUAAAAAAA